CCCCCUUCCCUAGAUAUGUAUGAUGAUCCCCCUUCCCCAUUGAGUGAGCCCCCUUUCCUAGACAUGUAUCAUGAUCCCCCUUCCCUAGAUAUGUAUCAUGAUCCCCCUUCCCCAUUGAGUGAUCCCCUUUCCCUAAACAUGUAUCAGAGUGAUCCCUUACCUAAACAUAGUGAUCCCCUUUCCCCUUCCCUAGACAUGUAUCAGAGUGAUCCCCCUUCCCUAGACAUGUAUCAGAGUGAUCCCCCUUCCCUAGACAUGUAUCAGAGUGAUCCCCCUUCCCUAAACAUGUAUCAGAGUGAUCCCCUUCCCUAA
Messenger RNA from Lottia gigantea (owl limpet), 312 nucleotides. RefSeq lists its product as hypothetical. The record is from RefSeq and is a predicted model, not a curated record. The transcript has 2 exons. NCBI's taxonomy places the organism in Eukaryota, Metazoa, Mollusca, Gastropoda, Lottiidae. The annotation marks the transcript as partial.